AUGGCCGUGACGAUGCUUGACGCGGCUCUCACCACAAACGAAGCCCUAAGCGGCAUUACCGGCUCUAUUUCCCUGGCGGCGUGGAUCUUCCUAUUGGUACCCCAACUAGUCGAGAACUACAAGCAAGGCUCGGCCGAUGGCAUUUCCAUCUCCUUCCUCGCCGUCUGGUUCAUCGGCGACAUCGCCAACCUCGCGGGCGCCGUCUGGGCCGGCCUCGUGCCCACCGUCAUUGCCCUCGCCAUCUACUUCUGUUUCGCCGAUCUCGUCCUGAUCGCCCAAUGCCUGUACUACAACAUCCGAAACGCCCGCAGAGUGCGCAAGGUGUCCGAGGCCUCGACCCGCGACAGCGUCGAGCAGCCGCUCUUGGGCCGCCGUGACAGCGACAACAUGGGGCUGCCCGGGUCGCGCCGCCGUUCCAGCGCCGCCUCCCGCCGCAGGGACAGCGUGGGCCACCGCGAGUCGCUGGCGGGCAUUGCCGAGGAGGAGAAUGGUGCCUCGGAGUGGAAGAAGAACGUCCUGAGCAUUCUAGGGGUCUGCCUGGCAGGUGCCGUCGGCUGGGCCGUCGCUUGGGCUACGGGGGUAUGGAGACCCACUCCUGUUGAUGCGGGUGCCGGCGACGAGGAGAUUGCUCCGGGGGCUCAGGUCCUGGGUUACGCCAGCGCCAUCUGCUAUCUCGGCGCUCGCCUGCCUCAGAUCUACAAGAACUGGCGCGAGCAGUCCUGCGAGGGCCUGUCUUUGUUGUUCUUCUUGCUUUCCCUCUUGGGCAACCUGACGUAUGGCAUGGGGAUCCUGUUUCACUCUGUCGAAAAGGAGUACUUCUUGACCAACCUGCCAUGGCUGAUUGGGUCGCUGGGAACAAUGGUCGAAGAUGCUGCCAUCUUCUUCCAGUUCCGCAUCUACGGCGACAAGUCGCAACAGUCGGCUGCCGUUUGA
Molecule: messenger RNA, 933 nt
Organism: Lasiodiplodia theobromae
Lineage: Eukaryota; Fungi; Ascomycota; Dothideomycetes; Botryosphaeriales; Botryosphaeriaceae
Product: Vacuolar membrane pq loop repeat protein
Exons: 3
Coding region: 1-933 (310 amino acids)
Biological process (GO): basic amino acid transmembrane export from vacuole
Cellular component (GO): fungal-type vacuole membrane
Source: RefSeq, a predicted model, not a curated record